Messenger RNA from Cantharellus anzutake, 362 nucleotides. RefSeq lists its product as uncharacterized. The record is from RefSeq and is a predicted model, not a curated record. Bases 58 to 327 code for a protein of 89 amino acids. The transcript has a single exon. Lineage: Eukaryota; Fungi; Basidiomycota; Agaricomycetes; Cantharellales; Hydnaceae.
GGAGCAUUGACAGAAUCACAACCCAACUUUACCAUAGUGAUUGAAAGGUAGGAGGACAUGUUCGGGCUUCAAAUGCGUGAAUGCAAUGGUCAGGGCACCGUUCCGGUUUGGUACAAAGUUGGAGAGACGACCGGUCAAUACGUUGGAGUGCCCUAUAUGUUUCGAAGAAAUGGACACAGAGCCCCAACGACUGGCGCACCAUGCGGCCAUGUUCUUUGCCAAGUGUGUCGGGCUCAGAUCGUAAUGCAUGCUCGAAAUGGACCGACCUGCCACGCUUGCCGUAUGCCUUAUGAUACGGUUAUAGAUACUCCGGAAACGUCGGGCUAACCCGAGUCCUUACACCGAUGUGUCGUACGUCCUAG